AUGGUGUACUAUUUUGAGGUUCCGGCUUCUUCUGCUGCAAGUGAUGACCUUGGAGACUUGCUAGGAGAUGAUGGCAGUAGCUCUGUUUUGCAUUAUAUUUAUAUGGGGAAAGAUAAGUUUGAAAAUGAACCAUUAGUAGAAAAAUCACACCCUAAGAAUGUAUGGUUCCAUGUGGAUAACCUUUCACUGGCACAUUUAUAUUAUCAACUUCCUUCUGAACUACAUACUAAGUCAUUUGAUAGUCUCGAAUUGGAUCCUGAAUUGCUCAAAAUUAUGGGUCAAUUGACUAAAGCAAAUCUGAUCAAGGGAAGCAAAUUGAAUAACGUCACUAUAAUUUAUACUCCAGUUGAGAACGUCUACAGUAACGGAGAAAUGGACGUGGGAACAGUUACGUUCAAGAACAGUAAGAAAGUCAAGAGAAUCCACGUUUCUAAGAAGGAUUCAAUCUUAAUUAACAAGUUGAACAAAUUGAAGAAAGAGAUGCCAAUACAAGAGUUUGUAGCAUCACAAGAAGAUCGCAUACAAACACUACAAAAUGAAAAACGUCAACGGGAACGCAAACUACAACAACAGUUCAAGGAGAUACUGAGUGAGAAGCAAAAGCAACGUGAGUUCAAUAAGGACCCAUACGCUGAUUUAUUUGAUAACGGGAACUUGAAUUCUAAUAACGAAAACCGUAACGAAAAUUGGGUUGAAGAGGAGUUCUGGUAA
Molecule: messenger RNA, 711 nt
Organism: Lizanozyma spartinae
Lineage: Eukaryota; Fungi; Ascomycota; Pichiomycetes; Serinales; Debaryomycetaceae
Exons: 1
Coding region: 1-711 (236 amino acids)
Source: RefSeq, a predicted model, not a curated record